Messenger RNA from Monomorium pharaonis (pharaoh ant), 733 nucleotides. RefSeq names its product dual specificity protein phosphatase 19. Gene Ontology annotation, cellular component: cytoplasm. Gene Ontology annotation, molecular function: JUN kinase phosphatase activity. The record is from RefSeq and is a predicted model, not a curated record. The transcript has a single exon. Lineage: Eukaryota; Metazoa; Arthropoda; Insecta; Hymenoptera; Formicidae. The coding region runs from base 30 to 614 and encodes 194 amino acids. Gene Ontology annotation, biological process: protein dephosphorylation; regulation of MAP kinase activity.
AAAUAUAAAUAUUUAUUAAUUUUUACAUAAUGAAUCUACAAGAUCUUAUCGCGAAAAAGAGAUCGUCAUUAAAAUCGUGUAAAACAGUGAUAACGGAUCCGCUUGGCAAUAAAUAUGAAGUUGAACAUGGCCAAGUAAAGAAGCUAGAAAAAAGUUUACCAUUCGUGGUAGAUGAAAAACCUGACCUGCAAGUUGCCAGUAUAAUGCCAGGGUUGUAUCUUAGCUCUCAAGAUCCAGUAAUUUGCAGUAAUAUAUUAAAAAAAUACGAAAUACGACACAUUUUGAGUAUAGGUGUCAACAUUUUUGAAAGAUAUGACAACAUUCAGUAUCAUACCUGUGACUUGUUAGAUUUACCGGAAUCGAAUAUAUUACCAUCGAUUAAAAAAUGCGUCGACAUCAUACACGCGAAUCGUAAAGAGAAUAUUCUUGUGCAUUGUAACGCUGGAGUUUCUCGUUCUCCGAGUAUUGUUAUCGCUUAUUUAAUGAUGGUUAUAAAAUUGUCAUAUGACGAAGCUUAUAAGGCAGUAAAAAAAGCGAGAAGCUGUAUUAGGCCUAAUGACGGAUUCGUGAAACAACUACGUAAUAUUGAAAAUACAACCUUUUACGAAUUAUAAUUAUUUAGUGUUUCAAUAUAUUCAAAACUGACAAUUCUUAUGUCAUAGCUUAUUACCUAUGUUUUGUGUACGAGUACUUAUAAUAUAUCAAUAAAUUAUUUAUCAAUAUUUCUUACCAA